Procambarus clarkii (red swamp crayfish) is the source of this 4129-nucleotide messenger RNA. Lineage: Eukaryota; Metazoa; Arthropoda; Malacostraca; Decapoda; Cambaridae. The record is from RefSeq and is a predicted model, not a curated record.
CCCUACAGACUGGGCAGUAGGACCUCCCCGCGCUGCAGCAUGGUUACCGUGUGAUGGUUGGUGAGGAGGUGCGUCAUGGGGGAGCCGCUGGAGGCCGUGGAGGGGUCGGACUCGGAGAUCAGCCGUCUGUUCCCCAAGUGCCGGCCUCGCUCUGCCACCAACACGCCCACCACCACCACGCCCACUGACGCCCGCCGUUCCGACCUCAACCUCAACUGUGUCCUCGACUCUGACGACAACGACAACUACGAACCCCAGCACACCUCCGCCAGUGACCUCCCCAGACUCUACGAUAACUCCAAGUUGAGUCGUGAUAGCGGCAGUAGCGGCCGCAUGUCCGUUGAUAGCGGAUCAGGCUCCCGUUCGGGCUCUACACCGGGCUCUAGGUCAGACUCUCACUCGGGCUCGCACUCAGAGUCCGCCAAGAUGGAGCGCAGUGCCGAGGACGUCGAUAUGGACAUGGAUGUGUCGGUGGUGAGUGCUUAUGACGACUAUGAGGACAGGUACAUGAGGUCGUCAGUGUUAGAUUCCUCGUACGAAGAGGCGCCGCCGCAGCUGCCUCUCGCCUCCCGCCACCAGCCGCAGCGGCGGGAACACUUCCGCCUCAGAGACUCUCGUAUUGAGAUAGCAGGAGGGCGGGAAGUGUUCAGUCACAGCCGGUCGCGGCCCGCUCGCCGCAGACACGACGAGUCACAGCGGCGGAGAGGGCAGCAGCAGCAGCAGCAGUACCAGCAAGAGCGGCAACAGCAGGAGCAACAUUGGCCAGAGUCUCCCGGAAACAGCGAGGAACACAGUCAUGGCUGUUCAGUGCGGGAGUCACCCCUGGUGUACGAGACACGACUGACAGGGUCGUCAGAGGUCGUGUUUGAUGACAUUGGGGAGUGGGUGGCCCGGGGCCUGACCGUGCGGGCGCUGGACGACCGGCCAGGCACUCCCACCUCCCCCACGGCACAACUCCCAGGAGAGUCUGCCGAGCUCGGCGAUCAUGGCUACCUCGCUGCCUACGAGCGAUCCACCUCACCCUCGGACUCGGACUCCACUCAAGAAUCCACAACGCACAAGGUCACCAAGAUUGGUAAUGUACCCAUCGCCGAGUAUGAGGGGUCACCCCGGCGUUAUGGCCCCCGGCCCUCACCCAGGUCACACAGCCCUCGGGCAGGUCACAAUGCGCCGCCACCACGACCUCCACGACCUGGUUUCCCUCGUCGGGUCCUGGCAGAAGAAGAAGCUGCCCGGGAAUCCUCAUCCGAGCCCCCAGCGGCAACCUCCAGCGAGGCCAGUGUGCCCCAGGGUGACGAUAGAGAAAUGACACCCCAGGAAGACCCCAGCAGUGACCUUCCAGGGCCUGACUCCUGCUCCGAGGCGGAGAGUGAUUCACCUGCGCCGCCAGUCAUAGCCAUCUCCACCCUCACAUCAUCGUACUCAGGAAGCCUCACCACACAGCCCAAUCCCGACACUUUAGACACUGACAUGUAUGAUUACUCUUAUGAGAUGUCCGAGACUAGAAAAGUUUUAGAGGAGUUCUUUAAGGAACAAGGUGGACGUAGGGAUGAGUUUCUCGACCUGGAAUAUCAUCUAAAACGACAGCAAGGUAACAGCUAUGUGGGCUUGCGUCUGGCUGCCGAGUAUAGUGAAGAUCAGUCACUGGCUGAGGGUGGUGAGCAGCAACCACCGCAGCUGCACCAGCAGCAGCAGACCAGCUCAGAACUCGAUAAUACCAUUUCAGAGCUCAUUAACAAUAGCUUGGAGCAUCACAGCACUGGGUCAGAACAUCUCAGCAAUUCGACUGAAGUCCAAAACAAUCCCGGAGAGCAGCACGGAAACGACACCGAACAUCACACCAGCGGUGUAGAACUUCAUAGUAGGGACACCGAACAGCAGAACAAUGGUCCAGACCAGCAGACGAGACCAGCAGACCAGCAGACGAGACCAGCAGACCAGCACACAAGUCCUUCGGCAGACUUGAACAUCGAACAUGUCCAGGAACUCGGCUCUCCCACAAAUGAGGUAAGCUCAGCAUCUCCUGAUCUACUCAACCACCUCGACCUGUCUUAUGAAGCACAACAGGACACAGCACAAGAGCAGCACCAGGCACCAGAUAGCAUCAGUAACAGCAGUAACUGCAGCACUCACAGCAGUAACAGCAUACACAGUGAGACAGGUUGCCAGGAGGAUCUUGGAGAUUGCCUCUCGGAGCCUCCUCAGGACCCCUUCCCCGAAAGCAGUACACUUUAUGACAGGCUGAAUGAGGUAGUGGUCGCUGCGUUAGGGCGCGAGUGUGACCUCGACGACAGGUCUGGCAACGACAACCCUGGUCCCGGGUCCUGUACUGAUGACCUGUCUGGUCACGAGGACCCGGGGCUUCUAGACCUGUCCAUUGAGGGGGACCAUGACACGGCCUCCACCAACCCUCAGACAGAAGAUCUAGCCGAGACCGAGGUGGGACUACAGGUGGGCCACUCCCGAAACUUCACUUUAUCACCCGAGACAACUUCGUGUGACUCGGGCGACGUGGAAAGUGACUACUCUGGUGUUGACCCGGAAGGGUCAAUCCAUUCAUCCUCCCGAGGCAUCUGCUCGGCUAUGCCAGUGCUGGAGGAUGGUCUUUCCUCAGGUGAUGAGAGUGGAAUGGAGGUGCCAGAAGAAGAAGACAGUAAAGAAUCUUUGUUUGAACAAGAACAAGAGCAACUCCAACAGGAGCAGUUGCAACAACAACAACGUCCUGUCGUGCGGUCCCUGGACGAGCAGUUGUGCAGGGGUGAGCUGCCACCCCUCUACCCCCUCCCAACGCUCAACUCACAUAACUCCCCCCUCCCCAAUGCUGCCAGUUCCCCCCAUACUAAACUCCACUCACGGAAUUCCCCCCACACCAAUGCACAGUCUCCUUCGUCUUCAACACUAAAACUGAUGAAGAAGCAGAUUACGGAGAUUGAGAGGGAGAUAGCCUUGAGGAGGCCAGAGGGAGGGGCCAGGAGGGGAGGGCAUGAUGGAGAGGGACCUCAGCCCCCACUUGACCUUCACCUUCUAGAUCCUCUUAAUGAGAAAAUGCCUGAGCCUCCACCUCCCCCUGCUCCUCACCCUCAUCGUGGGGGCUCUACAGGGAAUAACUCUGUUGUAGAAAAUGGGAGCUCAUCAUCGACCCCAAAUCCGAUACCAUCUGUAUCCCCGAGCCAUGUCCUUGGGCACCUACACUCACCUCAAUAUACUCCAGUUUCAGGCCCGAGUACUGGUCCUCACCUCUUAAGUGCCAUGGGAUCACUCACCAGUCCUGUACAACACAAAGUGACCCCACAUAUGGUCCAAGGUCACCCAGCAGCACAUGACAUUCACCUCAAUCCAGGCGGAGGAGUUGGUCAGAGCCGAGAAAGUGUGGAAGCAGCCAUAGCAGAUAUCAAACAAGCCAUUAGGAGAACUAAAAAUUUGCCUGUUAAGUCUCAUCCUCAAGAUAGAUCACCUAUAAAUGACAAAGCUCCUGUUUGGAUACCACGGAAUAGCAGCACUAAUAGGCGAGAGCCGCAACAGCUGCAGCAGCAACAGCAGCAGCAGCAGCAGCCCAACAGUGGAGAGCAGUCCCCACAGCAGCAGCAGCAGCUGCUGGAGACAGCGUCGGCUGAGACGACUAGGAGUCCUGACCAUCUACGUCAUGAAGAUGGUUUGGAGAGCGAGCAUUUCACCUGGGGUAAGGAGCAGCUCCUUAAUGACGGCUGUAACCCGCCAUCACUGGUUGUUCACGUGUUUGUCCCCACACACUCACCCACACUCUUUCACUGUGUAGCCGAAUUUUCACUGUUAUUGUCACUUUCAUUGUUCACUGGUAAUGUUUCAUUGUUUAACAACACGUUCACUGUUUUUAACGACAGUUUCAUUUAACGGCACUUUUUUUUACUGUUAACGACUGUUUAACGAAGCUGUUUAUCACUGUUCAACGACCCCUGUUAUCUGCACGUUUGGCAUGACACAGUUGGUGAGAGUUAUCUGCUGCUUUAUCGAGACCUUGUUAGCACUGGUGAGUGGAGAUAACACUCUUCUCCUUCACUGAUCUCAGGUGAACUCUUCACACCUGGAGGGUGACACUUUGCACCUUAGGAGUUGUGAGUACCUCAGGAGUACCUGCCCAGUACCUGUCUUG